Messenger RNA from Tuber aestivum (summer truffle), 2315 nucleotides. The record is from the annotation of a GenBank genome assembly. Lineage: Eukaryota; Fungi; Ascomycota; Pezizomycetes; Pezizales; Tuberaceae.
AUAGCAGCCAGACCAUUCCCAACGGUUGGGCGCAUACGGUGCCUCCCACAUUACCCGCCUUCUACUUGACUACCCUCGUCUGGUUGAAGGCAUACUAUCUUCUUCCAGCUCAAAGGUCCAUCGGACGGUCGACUUCUCGCCUGUUCUGCUAGUUUCUACGGUUAUCAGGAUGGAGCAGCAUUCGUUCCCCUCCCCAGAAUCCCUCUACCCUCCAGCUUACCUUCAGAUCUCACCGUCACCCUCGCCAGCCAGAAUGUCGAAGAUCGGCACAAGAAAAUCGCCGCCAUCCCGUCCCAAAACUCGUUUCGACAGCUUUUCCGCGGACAAACCAAGCGUCAACAAGUAUCGUGAUAAUGGAGCUACUUCCCCGUCCGUUUCCUCUGAUCUUGAGAACGUUUCACCGUCCAGUAGCUUUAAACUCCCGCCACCUGUAAUAACAAGCUACUCGUAUACACCAAGCUCAUCCACCUAUGCUACGCAACAUUCUCCGCUCCAUAGUCUACAGAGACAGACUGAAAUUCUGACCGAGGAGCUGCAACACUUGUUGGAUGUGCAGUCUGCUGAGCUGAUGUCUGGAGGCAGCUUGUCUACAUCCCAGAGGCCUCCUAGAAAUCCCCUAUAUUCUGCGGAUCAGGUCCCCCGGGAACAGAGGAUUACAUUACACCAGGCGAGGAAGAGAGUACUGCUGACCAUGCGUGAGUUGGCGGAAAUCAAGGGUACCGAGGAAAAGGUGUAUGCAUCGGAAGUUGCAGAAAGGGAGACAUUGGUGAAGGCUAUGAGGAGUUGGGGAGACAAAGCGUCGCUUCUGGAAAAGGAGAUACAUAAGAUUGAGGACGGUGAAGAAGGAAGAGAAGCCCAGGCUCUAAGGGAAGCGAAAAGUGAAGUUGAGGUACUUUACAGCUCCAACCUAGCAGUCUUAUACAUUGCUAACUACGGCUAGCGUGAGAUGCAAGGACUUCGCAUUCGGCUCUCAAAGCUCGAGGAUCACCAUUCUGCCCUGAAAUACAAGCUUGAGGAGCUGGAGUCCACUGUGUCAUCAAAGACCUCCUCUUAUCAGUCCUCUCUGGUGACGGUGAAGCAAAGAACGUCAAAUUUCCUCGCAACACAUCGCUUCCCUUCUCCCACCACGGCUAUCGAAUCGUGGACCCUCGAGAGAGAAGCCCUUCUGGCUAAGAAAGAUCAGGCUAAGGUUGAGGCCGAAGCUUUGCUUGAAGGGAUGGUUUUGUGGGACGAAACACUUUCUCUCGUGUAUUCGUUCGAGGACAAAUUGGGUUUACUAAUAUCCGGCAGGAGGGGUGGAGAUAUAAACCUGGAUAUCAUGCAAGGGCUUGAAGGUGUAGUUGAGGCACUCGAGCAAAAGCUCGAGUCAGCAGAGAAUAGGGGAUGGAAAUUAUUGGUUUGCUGUAUCGGUGCAGAAUUGGAAGCGUUUAGAGAAGCCAAAGAGGUUAUGAAGAAGUCUCUGGGUAUUACCUCCGCAUCGAGUUCCAAAACAUCAAAGCUAGCGUCGGUAGAAUCUGGUAGAGGUGAGGGGAAGGGAGUUAGCCAGAGUCAAGAUGGUGAGGAUUUGAUUGGGGAACUUAAGGAGAGGGGAAGAGCGAGAGAGCGGACACUCACAGGAGAAGCCGGGGGUGAUGUCGAAGACGAUAAAGCCAAACAGAAAGAGAGCGACGCGAGCGAGGGGAAGGGUGAGGACGGGGUUGGGGAUGGGGUUCGGGACCUGAGAGGCUCCAUUUUCAGGUCCCGCAAGGACUACUCUCCGUUGGAUGAUUGAUUGCCUCCGAUUGAUAUCGUUUUUAGAAAGCUUCAUUGCCCUUACUGUAAUGUUUUACUUCUUUCCCUGGCACGAAGGCUCCUUUUGAUAGGGCGGGAUAACGUCUGCCCAUGAGUGUAAGGGGGGCUAUCGUCGCAUUGCUUGUUUUUCGUGCUUCUGUCUUUUUUAUCUCCUCCUGUCCCCGCUAGUAUAGAUAGGGAAAUGGGGUACGAGACUGGGUGGGUGACGGGGCGUCAUGGAUUCUCUAAUUCAACUACGGUGGCGGCAGCUCCUGUGUGAGCCCACCGUAUUCCGUAGACCCGCAGGAGUCAGUCAGAUGCGGGAGAGACUACUGUUAUCACGAAUAGUUUUCUGAUGGGAAGGUGACUUGGCGGUCGAAUACCAAUUUAGAUGGUAUGAUAAUAUGAUAGCGCUGGUAUGAUACCAGAAUUUAACGGGAAAUGACUGCCAUCACCGGUGACUAAUGGUUGGGCAAAUUCCGAUGCACUGGUAGGCUGUUCCCCAAACGUUGGGAGUCAUUUCAUGGUUUAGGUUCAGUGAGGUC